GCGCGGAGCGAGGCGGCGGCGGCGCGGCGGGGCCGGGCCCGGGCCCCCCCCGGGCUGGGUGCUGGCCUAGGCCCUGACUCCCUGAAGAGAGAUGAAGAAACCGAGAUUCAGAGAGGUUCAGACACUUGCCCGAGGUCACACAGCUAGUCUUACCUCCCGCUCCUCCUGCCUUCUUACUGCACCAUGGCUCCCGGCCCCAUGUCUUGGGCGCUCCUCUCGCCGCCACCUGCUGCCCUGUCCUUUCUGCUGCUGCUCUGGGCCGGGGCAUCUCGCGGUCAGCCCUGUCCUGGCCGUUGCAUCUGCCAGAACGUGGCGCCCACACUGACCAUGCUGUGUGCCAAGACCGGCUUGCUCUUCGUGCCACCGGCCAUCGACCGGCGCGUGGUGGAGCUCCGGCUCACGGACAACUUUAUUGCGGCUGUCCGCCGCCGGGACUUCGCUAACAUGACCAGCCUGGUGCACCUCACCCUCUCCCGCAACACCAUCGGCCAGGUGGCGGCCGGCGCCUUCGCCGACCUCCGCGCACUCCGCGCCCUGCACCUCGACAGCAACCGUCUGGCCGAGGUGCGUGGUGACCAGCUGCGCGGCUUGGGUAACCUCCGCCACUUGAUCCUUGGGAACAACCAGAUCCGCAGGGUGGAGUCGGCCGCCUUCGACGCCUUCCUGUCCACCGUGGAGGACCUGGAUCUGUCCUACAACAACCUGGAGGCCCUGCCGUGGGAGGCGGUGGGUCAGAUGGUAAACCUGAACACUCUCACGCUGGAUCACAACCUCAUCGAUCACAUUGCCGAGGGCACCUUCGUGCAGUUACACAAACUCGUGCGUCUGGACAUGACCUCCAACCGUCUCCAUAAACUCCCGCCCGACGGGCUCUUCCUGAGGUCCCAAGGGAGCGGGCCCAAGCCACCCACACCGUUGACGGUCAGCUUUGGUGGCAACCCUUUGCAUUGUAACUGUGAGCUGCUCUGGCUGCGGCGGCUGACCCGGGAGGAUGACCUGGAGACCUGCGCUACCCCCGAGCACCUUACGGACCGCUACUUCUGGUCCAUCCCCGAGGAGGAGUUUCUGUGCGAGCCCCCACUGAUCACCCGGCAGGCGGGGGGACGGGCCCUGGUGGUUGAGGGCCAGGCGGUCAGCCUGCGCUGCCGGGCUGUGGGUGACCCUGAGCCCGUGGUGCAUUGGGUGGCACCUGACGGGCGGCUGCUGGGGAACUCCAGCCGGACCCGGGUUCGGGGGGACGGGACACUGGAUGUGACCAUCACUACCUUGAGGGACAGCGGUAUUUUCACUUGCAUUGCCUCCAAUGCAGCGGGGGAAGCCACCGCUCCCGUGGAGGUUUGCGUGGUACCUCUGCCGCUGAUGGCACCCCCGCCGGCUGCACCACCGCCUCUUACAGAGCCUGGCUCUUCCGACAUUGCCACGCCGGGCAGACCUGGUGCCAACGAUUCAGCUGCGGAGCGCAGGCUCGUGGCGGCUGAGCUCACCUCAAGCUCCGUGCUCAUCCGCUGGCCGGCUCAGAGGCCGGUGCCCGGCAUCCGCAUGUACCAGGUCCAGUAUAACAGCUCGGCGGAUGACUCCCUGGUCUACAGGAUGAUUCCGUCCACUAGCCAGACCUUCCUAGUGAAUGAUCUGGCGGCAGGUCGCGCCUAUGACUUGUGCGUGCUGGCAGUCUACGACGACGGGGCCACCGCUCUGCCAGCCACCAGAGUGGUGGGCUGCGUGCAGUUCACCACGGCCGGGGAUCCCGCGCCUUGCCGCCCGUUGAGGGCCCAUUUCUUGGGUGGCACCAUGAUCAUCGCCAGGGGCGUCAUCGUCGCCUCGGUCCUCGUGUUCAUCGUUCUGCUCAUGAUUCGCUACAAAGUGUAUGGCGGGGACAGCCGCAGAGUCAAGGGCACCUCCAGGUCGCCCCCGCGGGUCAGCCACGUGUGCUCGCAGACCAACGGCGGCGCAGGCGCGCAGCAGGUCCCGGUUCCACCUGCUCAAGACCACUACGAGGCCCUGCGCGAGGUGGCCACCCCGGCUGCUGCCGCCGUCGCUGUGGAGGCGAAGGCCACCGCGGCCGAGGCGGCUUCCGCGGAGCCAGAGGCAGCCCUAGGACGCUCUCUGGGCGGCUCAGCCACUUCGCUGUGUCUGCUGCCGUCGGAGGAAACUUCUGGGGAGGAGUCUCGGGUCGCGGCAGGUCCUCGGAGGAGCCGUUCAGGGGCCCUAGGGCCUCCAGCUUCAGCGCCCCCGACUUUAGCUCUGGUUCCUGGGGGGGCUACGGCCCGAUCAAGGCCGCAGCAGCGCUAUUCCUUCGACGGGGACUACGGGGCGCUCUUCCAGAGCCACAGUUACCCGCGCCGCGCCCGGCGGACAAAGCGCCACCGGUCCACGCCGCACCUGGACGGGGCCGGGGGCGCGGCCGGGGAGGAUGGAGACCUUGGGCUGGGCUCCGCCAGGGCACGCCUGGCCUUUACCAGUACCGAGUGGAUGCUGGAGAGUACCGUGUGAGCGGCGGGCGGGCAGACGCCCAGCUGCUGGGACGCUGGGGCGGGACGCGGGGAGGAGCGCACGCCAGCUCGUGGGA
Molecule: messenger RNA, 2566 nt
Organism: Castor canadensis (American beaver)
Lineage: Eukaryota; Metazoa; Chordata; Mammalia; Rodentia; Castoridae
Gene: Lrfn1
Product: leucine rich repeat and fibronectin type III domain containing 1
Cellular component (GO): postsynaptic density membrane
Molecular function (GO): protein binding
Source: RefSeq, a predicted model, not a curated record